Molecule: messenger RNA, 1866 nt
Organism: Aureobasidium uvarum
Lineage: Eukaryota; Fungi; Ascomycota; Dothideomycetes; Dothideales; Saccotheciaceae
Source: the annotation of a GenBank genome assembly
AUGGCGACAGUCAGGCGAAAAGCAUGCGAAAGGUGCUGGCGAAGAAAGCAGAAAUGCGACAGGCUGCUUCCAACGUGCACAAACUGUGCAGAGGCCAACGCUGCAUGUGCUUCACGCAAUCUGACAUACGCACCCGCGCCCGAUCAGGCUGGCCUUGCCAUCGAACGUGGAGAAAGCUACAUCAGCUCCCUCAAACGAAAAGUCGACCACCUACAGACUUUACAAGCCAACAAGGAAGCGCGUCUGGAAGGGCAAAGUCUCCACCAUGGAUCGCACCCGGAGCUGCUAAUGUCAGAGGAAGACAACCAUGGCACGACCGCCACAAGCCAGGCUGAUCCGAUGGAGAAUCAGCACUCGCGCGAGACUUUGAAUGAGAUCGGAAGUCUUGUAUUGACAGCCAUGGCCGAGCCCGGAGAUCAUGAUAUCAUAUCUGCGUUGUCUACCUCUGCCUUUCUGCGAGCUGAGACCGGCGGGCUCUCGAAGGUGGCCGGCAAUACUAUCACAGAUUUUCUGGAACAAUCUCAGUCCGACAUUAUUUUUCCGCACGAUGCGACCGCACAUUUUCUUGCCCAAUUUCGUGCCUACUUCGACUCGCGUUAUGGUAUCGAUUACGAUGAGCUAGUGAGUGACCACAAGAUGGUCGUGCUGCGUCACAGUGAUCGAGAGGCAGUAGAGGGCGAGGUGUCGUUCUCUUUCGCCUUCGUGUAUCUUGCUGUUGCGAUCGGUAUCCUCGUGACGCCGACAGCCCGUCACCAGCAGAGCCUCGCCACGAAGCUACACCAGGUCGCUACCCAGUUGAUUACCAAAGACGAUUUGGAUCGGUCUCCGCUUGCGGGACUGCGCUGCCUUCUCGCGCUUACGAUAUACGCACUUUACAGCGAUCAUGGAGGAUGUCCGUGGCGUUUGGUAAACAUGGCAGCCCAACAAGCGGUACUCCUGGGCGUGCAUCGGGGCACAACAGCGGAUGGCCCACCUGGUAUAACCACUGCUAGUCGCAGAUUGGUCAUCUCUCUGUAUCUGCUUGAGCGAAGCGUGACCUCGUCCAUGCACCGUCCUUUUGCUCUGCAAGACGAAGACAUCUCUUCUGCCUUCUGGCAUGCAAACGACCAUCAUAACAAGCUAUCUCGAGUAGACAGGAUACACCUUAUCGAUCAAGCUCAACUUAUAUCUUCGAUGCAAGGCGAGCUGCUGUUCCAGUUCAGCAGUUUCAGACACUGGGAGGAAACACUGCCGCUCAACUUUGGCUACGUCGAGUCUUACAGCAAUGAGUCAGUCGAUGCGAACGGCCACCUGCUGCAAUUAUCGUGUCGUACUCUGGUUAGGAUAUCUUUGUCCGACAUACGCGGUGUUCGGCAUUGUAGACUGCACAUGUUUGAGAAUGAAGAGAGUCUUGAGGAACAAACUCUGUCUCGAGCUCGGACUUUUGUUACUCUGUUGCAGAAGCGUCUUGAUGAGGGAACCCUGAUUCCAUGCAGACUGGAUCUUUAUGAUCUUCUCAGCGCUUGUGUUGUGUGUUGUUCGACGGUUGAAGAACCCACAUGCGCCAACCAGCAAGACUUGGUAGAACUUCUGCAUCUGACAUUCGGUGUCUUCAAUGCUAUCGCUGAAGCUUUCGAAGAAGCCAAGUUAUUCAGACGAGCACUGGAGAUGAUUGUUAGUCUCAAAUUUACCGACUCGAGUGUGAUCGGAGUUGGAAGAGCCGAAGACGGCCUUGUCCUUGCCAUGAUCGACACCCCCGGAAAAGUGCCCCGCUUCGUUCGGAAUGCGCUCCACGACAUUCGCGUUUCGGAUAUCCGACGGAACUCUACCGAAGCUCCUCAUCUGCCGCAAGUAGUCAUACCUACAUAUGCUAUGCAACCAAUAUAG